Adineta ricciae is the source of this 1077-nucleotide messenger RNA. Lineage: Eukaryota; Metazoa; Rotifera; Eurotatoria; Adinetida; Adinetidae. The record is from the annotation of a GenBank genome assembly.
AUGUAUCGUAUCAUAGCUUUCAGCCAUCGUUUUCUCUGAGCUGCACCGGUACUUCGUCGUGGUCGUCUCGAUGAUGCUUUAAAAUCCUAUAAUCAAGCAUUAGCUACAAGUACUACCAAUGACGAAUAUGCGUCGGCCUAUAAAAAUCUUGCUGUACUACACGCCUAUCAUGUUAAUAAUCCAGUCAAGAACUUAACAACUGAAAAAGAUGUUCAAUAUUGUCAGAAAGAGUGCAUUAAUUCAUUCGGACAAGCAUACACAUACGGAAAAUUAUGCAAGUCGCAAGAAUGGUUAAGUGUUCUGUAUUGUCAAGUUGAUGAGAUGGUGUAUGACCAGCACGCCGCUACGCUAAACCUGCCUCUUGAACAACGUUUCAAAGUCUUGGAUACGUUCGUGCGUUACUUUGAGUCUACUUCUCUCGCGGGGCAAGAUUCAAUAGCUGUUGUGUACUACACACUAGCUAAACUAUUGUUCAAGAAAGCAAUCAUGAAUUCUGAACAAUCACCUCGACUAAUUUAUGAAUGCCAACCUUAUCUUGAACGAGCUGUUUAUUGGGCAAAAUCGCCGGAUAAGUUUCAAACAGACGAAGUGGCUGAGUUGCGUCAUAGUAUUUGGUUGCAUCAAUGUACGUAUGAAAGCGCAAACGCUCGGCGCGCUGGAAGCCGUAUGUUAGAAGCACAUCUUAAUGGAGAUGAACAUUUGGAUAUGGAUGUGAUUUGGAUAGUCAUCGACAAAUUUCGAGAAUCGAUUUUACUCUCUCGUGAACAAGAUGUUGAAGGUGAAGCAGAAGCUUGGCAUCUUUCAGCCAAAGUUUAUCAAAACGUUUUGAAAAUGACCGACAUCGCAUACACAUAUCACUUACGUUGUGUUACAUUAGCACAAACAAUGGUGCCGCGCAAUUUGACUAGUAUUAGCUGGUACGUAUCAAGCAGCGCUUUUGUUCAGCAAUACCGCCAGCGAAAGGUUCAAGAAGAAGAACUGGCAACUGAAACUGCCACCAAACAAUUACGCCUUGAAUUAGCGUCAGAAUUAGCUGCACUUCAAAAGCAUGCUACAAGUGGUAUUUCUGCAUUUUAA